Ananas comosus (pineapple) is the source of this 1671-nucleotide messenger RNA. Its product is annotated as transcription repressor OFP6-like. The record is from RefSeq and is a predicted model, not a curated record. The coding region runs from base 566 to 1120 and encodes 184 amino acids. Gene Ontology annotation, biological process: negative regulation of DNA-templated transcription. The transcript has a single exon. Lineage: Eukaryota; Viridiplantae; Streptophyta; Magnoliopsida; Poales; Bromeliaceae.
AAAAGAGAUCACAUUCCACCGCUUCUUCCUCCUCACGCAAUAGCAAGAAACCAAAAAAAAAAAAACAAAACAAAAAACAAAAACAAAGAAAAAGUCGAUCGCCCAUGACUUGUACGUCUCUGUUUCUUAAAUCUCCUUCCCCUUAACUCCCCCUCGUUUGCCUCCUCCUAAAGCAACCCCAUUUCCCUUUCUCUAUUGUCCCCACUCAAUUCCGUCUAUUACGUAUCCACCUUUCUCUCCCUACACAUUCCCUGUUUUGCACCCGCAAACUCUGCUUAGUCUGCUCCUCCUACAUAUUGAAAACAGAGGAAGUAGAGUUUUCACGCGCAAAGCUUCGACCUUUACAGAGCCGUAUUUCCCUGUCCCAUCCAAGACCCACUUCGUAGUAUACCCUAUACACCCUCCGUUUCCUUUACUCUGCUUCGUUUUCAUGCGCUCUGCUUUUUAUCCUAUAUAUUAAAAACAGAGAAAGUAAACUUUACGCGCAAAGCUUCGACCUUUAUAGCCUAAAAGGGCCAUAUUUCGCUGUCCCAAGGGAAACCCACUUAUCACAACACAUCUAACAAUGUCCUCUUCAGGGCGGAGGAGGUUCGUCGUGCGACGCCACCCGGUGGUGGUGGCGGACGUGGGCUGCGGCUGCCGCCGCCCAAAGCUCCCAUCUUUUCUCACCUCCCUGCCCAUUAAAACCCGUCCCCAAAACCCCAAGCCCCUCUUUCGCCCCUUCUCCCCCUCCACCACCACCACCACCUCCACCACCUCCACCAUGAACACCACCACCACCACCACCACCACCACAACCUCCUCUUCGUCCCCUUCCGUGGCGGCGUUCGAGAGCCCGAAGAAGGGGGCGAAGAAGAAGAAGAAGAAGAAGAAGAAGAAGGUGGAGGAAGGGGUGGCGGUGGUGAAGGAGUCGUCGGACCCCUACAUCGAUUUCAGGGACUCGAUGAUGCAGAUGAUCGUGGAGAUGGAGAUGUACUCGUGGGAGGAUCUACGCGACCUCCUCCACCGCUUCCUCGCGCUCAACUCCCCCUACCACCACCACCUCAUCCUCCGCGCCUUCGCCGAGAUUUGGGCCGCGGGGGCGCUCUCCCCCCCCUCCUCCGCCGCCGCGCGCCGGUGAGCGCACGUGCGCGGGCACGUGAUUGGGAGGCGGACGAGGAAAGCGCGGCGGGAGACGAGGACAAAGAGUUGAGAUCCUGGUACCACCCCGUGCCACGUGGACGAGUCGUUGGGAGCCUCGGCGUUCGUCCGCGGUAAUCUCACCGGGUGGUGUUAGGAUCUCAAGUCGCAACAAACAACGAAUGCAAAAUGAUAAUUAAUAUUAAUACUAAUAAUAAUAAUUAACAUACGCUAGCCUUUUCUUUUUUUUCUUUUUUUUUUUGUAACUAAGGUGUUUAAUUAAUGACAUUUCUCUGAAAGUAGGAUGCUGGCGCGUUCGUAAGAACUAAGAAGCGGUGUGAGAGGCGCCCCAGUUGGAUUUUACUGCUGUUUUUUCUUCUUUUUUUUUUUUCCCCCUUUUUUGGGUGGGAUCUUGGCCUUUAAUUAAUUAAUUAAGAAGAGAUGUGGGGUACGUUGGGGUGUUGAUCAUGAGUUUCUCAUUUGUACAACUAAUCACUACCUUAAUUAUUCAUUCGCCUCUCCCUGUGAAAAUCCAUUAUUAUGUUUUUGGUC